Messenger RNA from Ipomoea triloba (trilobed morning glory), 1098 nucleotides. Its product is annotated as transcription factor bHLH162-like. NCBI's taxonomy places the organism in Eukaryota, Viridiplantae, Streptophyta, Magnoliopsida, Solanales, Convolvulaceae. The record is from RefSeq and is a predicted model, not a curated record. Gene Ontology annotation, molecular function: DNA-binding transcription factor activity, RNA polymerase II-specific; RNA polymerase II transcription regulatory region sequence-specific DNA binding; protein dimerization activity. Gene Ontology annotation, biological process: regulation of transcription by RNA polymerase II. The coding region runs from base 53 to 802 and encodes 249 amino acids. Gene Ontology annotation, cellular component: RNA polymerase II transcription regulator complex. The transcript has 3 exons.
CAUUUCACUUGCAACUUGCUUAAUCUUCUGGUGUUUUAGUGAUCCAUAUAAAAUGGGCAGAGAAAAGGGUCAGUCCUCAAGACUAACCAUCACCACAAAAACCACACCUCCCAAAUUGGAAAGGAAGUAUAUAGAGAAGAAUAGAAGGAAUCACUUGAAGAGCCUCUACACAGACCUCUUUUCCCUUCUCCCCACUCCCAAGAUGCAGGAGAGGAUGUCUUUGCCGGACCAGCUGGAUGAGACGGCGAAGUAUAUAAAAUGUUUGGAGCAGCAGUUGGAGAAGAGCAGGCAGAAGAAGGAAGAGUUGGUUAAGAAGGAGAGCAGAAAGAGACCAAAUAAUUAUUCUUCAUGUCGUAACUGCAUGGCGGGCGGAGAGCAGAGUGAGGCGCCGCAUAUACAAGUUCUUGAUACCAGUCCGGGCAUGUCGGUUGUUUUGAUCAACGGACUGGAAAGUAUUUCUCAGUUUCAUAGCAUCAUCCGAGUUCUCCAUAAACAACAAGGCCUCGAAGUUACUAAUGCCACUUUCCAAAUCCACGGCAAUUCCACGUUGCAAAUUGUCCAUGAACAGGUUGGCAAGUUGGAGAUGGGAAUGAUCUGUGAGAGACUAAAACAGGUGAUUAAAGGGUGUCCCGGUGGGGAAGCAAUAGAAUCAUCAGAACCGCUAAAUUCAUGGGAUUAUGACAUAGAACAUGACAACCUGGGAUUCCCGAUAUUAGAACAGUUCCUGGUACAAUGUCAGAACCCGCCACCCAGUUUCUUUUGGACAGCGGGAAACAACGAGUAUUAUUGCGCCCAAAAUUAGUACUCCUAAUUAAUUAGACAAGAAAAAAGUAGGUGUACAUUGGACAGGAGGAAAGGGCAAGCUGCAGCCAUACUUGUAUUUCAUUUAACUUAGUUAGUUGUUGCAUGUAUAUUUGUAAUACUCUCCGUAUAUAAUUUUCAAAACUACUUAGUACAAUCAUGUAUGACGGAUAAUACAUGAUUGUUUUGAGUACAUAGACAUUUUUAAUACCGUUUUAAAGUCGAAUAUAGAUAGGUGCAAGUGUUGCAUGUAUGUGUUAUGAGUUGUGAAAUAAUAUAACACCAUAUUAAACUACA